GAUAUGAAACGUUUGCGAUUUGUCCAAUUUAGAUCUGAAGCGAGUCCAAGAUACGGCUAUCACCCGUUAGGUCUGUCGCACGGAAGUGCGAAAAAAAGGUGCCGAAUUUUUAGGUGCAUUUCCUGCCAUUUUUAUUUCUCUGUUAUUCUGUUUCCACACGUAGGCUAGCAAAUCAGAAGAUCGUCUGGUUGGCUUCCCUGCUAUUUGUUCUUUCUGCGUUCUCUAUAUGUCGAAUCAUUUCAAGACUCUGGGACUUGGUCGAUCUAUUGUGUAUUCCCGCAAGCUUGGUGCUGUGGCCGUAUUUCCAUCACUGCGGCUCCCUUCGUAACCUCGUCCGCGUCUGAGCCAACCGUUCACGUGCAUGUAUUUGUGCCAAGCCCUGCAGCGUGGCACGGUGAGCGACGUACGUCCCAACUCGCGAGUGCAGCUUAACACCGCCACAACGACAUUGUACGCAUGUGUUUGGUCGGUUCGCGAGUAUUAGGCGCAGGUGUAAGGAAUACGCAGCCAGUGCAGCGGAAAAUGGCGAUAUUCUAGCCUUCGUCCCUGGCAUCGCCGAGAGCGGCAGGACACCCUCUGAUGAACCAGAGCUGGCGGUGUAUGAGUGUACAGCUGCCUGUCGCGCCUCUGGGAAUUCCACUCCCCGUUGAUCGUACGCGCGAAGUACAGCGAAGGGACACGCGGCGCGCAAGAAUAGCUCGCCGAGGGCACACUCCGUGGGACUCCCGCUGAGCCGGCGGCGCGUAGCAACCCGUUCCAUUCGGCGCUCCUGAGCCCCAGGGCCGCAGUCGCGUGUGCCUUCCUCUCUCGGUUCAGCCGGGCACGUCACCGGACUUGGCCGCGCAGGCCCACUACGCGCGAGCCAGUGCUGCCUGAUAACUAACUGUCUGCAUGUGCGCUGCACGGAUCCGCUCGAUCACCGUCACCCACGUGCAGCAUUUCCGUUGCUGCACUGCGCCGUCCUCGUUCGUUCUGCUUUCGCCUGCCAAUGACGUUGCCGAAUCGCCGGACCAUGGGCUGGGUGAGCUGUGAUGCGGCGCACGUCCAGCCUGGCGACUGUCUGCAUCAUCGGCCAUUGCUGUUUGCGCUGAACUGCCCUUUCCUGAGCGGACGUUGCAUCGUACAGGCUCAGUGAAAACCCAGCAUGCCAGAAACUGCGCCGUGACAGUGAAAGUGCCUAGUGCAAGUCCACCGUCGCGAGCCCUGGCAGCUUCCGAUCCACCAGCCUAACGGUCUUAGCGCGGCGUGGACCCCGCGCAUGGAGUGGGCCGGUGACGUGAGCAGCCGUGGUGGUACCCACGACAGCUGCCAUGAAUCGCUACUCGACGGACUGUGCCGGUCUUGUUGGCGCUAUGGCGCCCGUGAUGUGCGAGUUGGCACUGCGAGUCAGAGGCUUUUCGGACAAGUCAUCAACAUCGCAUGACUACUACAAUGACGAGGCAUUCAAUCUCGAGGACGCUGUCAACCACAAUGACGACACUAUGGUGGUCUUCGAUUUUCCUGUAACACCUCGUCGAACACGUGAAGAGGAUGUUUAUGAAGACUUAUGCUACGUCACCCUACGGGUGAAUGAGCAACGAGGCCUUUGGCAAGUUUGGCGAGUAUGAGUACGAGGCAGUGACCAAUGAUGAUGAGGACAUCUACGAAGACCUCUGUGCAUUUCGGAGGGUCCAGGUUCCUGCAGCUGCUCCCACUGCACCUUUAGAAAAGAGAGACUACUGUAUCAAAGAGCUCAUAGAAACUGAAAAGAACUAUAUUGAGGCCCUCAAUAUGAUUACACGUGAUUUUAUGCGCCCUUUGAAAGAUGUCCUGACACCUGAAGAAAAUGAGAUUAUUUUCAAGCACAUCAAGGAACUUGCAGAAACUCAUACGGGCUUCCAUGCAGACCUGCAUAAGGCUUGCUUAUCAUCUCAGCACCUCAAAAUCAGUGAAUGCUUUCUUCGCUGGAAGGAUAAGUUUAUUGUGUAUGGCGACUACUGCUCCAAUCUACCUAAGGCUCAAGAACAAAUUGACGAGCUUUGUUCCAAAAAACAGCUGGUCAACCAGUGUGUAUUGAACUGCCAGCAAAAGGCUAACGAUGGAAAAUUUAAACUACGUGACCUACUUUCUGUUCCUAUGCAGAGGGUUCUCAAAUAUCACUUGCUAUUGAAGGAGCUCAUGAAGAACACUGCUGAGUCGCAUGAAGACUAUAACGGUUUGGAGAAGGCUUUGCAAACCAUGCUCGAUUUGGCUCAUUAUAUUAAUGAGGUGAAGAGGGACAAUGAGACUCUGCAAAUUAUUGCUGACAUCCAGGCUAGCAUCACUGAUGUGGAUUUGCCCCAAAACAUGGAAUUGAAAGACUACGGAAGAUUAUUGAAAGAUGGAGAAUUGAAAAUUAAGUCACAUGAUGAUAACAAUAAAAUUAAAAAUAGAUAUAUUUUCAUUUUUGACCGAAUGAUGCUAAUGUGCAAGUCCACUAAGAUCAUGGAUAAACUUUUUGGGGGAGAGCAAUACAUCUACAAGUCUUCUCUGGCUCUUUGUGACUACAGACUCGAGAAUGCACCAGCCAAUGCAAGAAUGGCAACUCGGUAUUACUGGUACCUGGUCCAUGUUGAGAACAGAACAGCUUACACGAUGUAUGCUAAAACGGAAGAAAUGAAAAAGAAGUGGAUUGAGGCCAUUGAAAAGGCAAUGGACAACAUUAAGCCAUCGGUUGCCAAGUACACAGACCACCACUUUAUGAUGCACACAUUCAAGGUUCCCACUUACUGUGCAGACUGCAACAAGUUGUUACCAGGAAUUUUCUUCCAAGGCUAUAAAUGUACAGUGUGCGGUCUCGGUGUACAUAAAGUUUGCAUUGGAACUGUGCGGUCCUGUGGUGCCCCCAGUCUACCUCCGCGGCCCAGUUCCCACCUUGGUUCACAGUCCUCAACAGAUGAGCCUACAACUCCCCCACGGCCACAUCAUGACCAUGGAGCCAAUGGAAUUCGCUUUUCAAUUUCUAUAGCAAAGGCCAAACAGUCAUUCACCAGCUCCAGCCUUGGGUACCUAUCAUUUGCUGCUGAUGACGUCAUUGAAGUUCUCAGAAAAAUCAGUAGUUCCAUUUGGGAGGGCCGCCUACAAAGGACAACAGAAGAGGGCCUUUUUCCUGCUGCAUGUGUUGAAGAGCUGGACAAGCGGGGCUCAUACGAGUGCCCCGCACCCCUGGGCAGGAGCUACAGCUCGGGACAGCAAGGCAUGCAGUCGUGUGCACCUCCCUUGCCCCCAAGUCGCGAUGGCUACGUCAACCUCAACCUUGAAGAGUAUCCCUGGUUUGCUGGCACCAUGGAGAGGGAAGGUGCUACUGCCCUGCUGGAAAAGUCGCCCAGUGGCACCUUCCUGUUGCGCAUAAGUGCCAAGCAGAAUGGUGGCUAUGCUAUCAGCAUAAAUUUUGACAACCAAGUCAAACAUAUGCGGGUCUGCUACGAUGACAACCAGUUUUACUUAUCCGAGACGAAAAUGUUUCGAAGCAUAGUGGAGCUAGUUUCAUGGUAUGAGACUCAUAGCCUGUCGGAGAGCUUUAAGGGACUUGAAAUUUCCCUUCUCAUUCCAUUUAAAAACGUGGUCAGUGCACCAAUCACGAAUGGAACAGUGGAACAUUUGGGGCAUGCAGUGGCAUUGCACAACUUUCAGCCAACAACAGAAAGCAUGCUGGGUCUGGUCAAAGGUGACGUGGUCACAGUGCUCAGCAAAGCAGGCCAGGAAAAAGGCUGGUGGAAAGGUCAAAUUCAGGAGCGUGUUGGCUACUUUCCCUGGCAGUAUGUGCAAGAGCUUCCAGCUACCAGCACUGAGUGCUAACUCGUCUGCCUGACACUUCAAAUUCUGCUAGAAAUUUGUGGCUGCCCAUUUAUGGCCGCAAAUUGCAGAGAGCAAUAGGAGCAUGUGUGGCUAGCAAUUGUGUAUUUAAAGGUGGAACAGAUACUGUGGAUUUAAGAGUGAACCUUACUUUAUGUUAUAAUUGCAUGGGAAAUCAUGUUGCACAUGGAAUAUUGCUCUGUUUGUGUGAUUUCUGCUUUGUUUCCUUUAAAUGUCGUUGGCUUUCUUUUGAAGCACAAUAAGGGACACAAAUUGGACAUGCACUAACUUCUUUUUCACUGUUAUGCUGUCUCAGUGAUGACUGUGUGUAAAUGAUGAGCUAAUGCAUGCUCUGUACCUCAGUAUACUUGACAACCAGGCCUUAUUUCUUAAUCCAUUUUAUUUUAACUUCAUCGAUGAAAAUUCAGUUUUUGAGUUUUUUUUCUCCCCCAGGUGUUGUUCAUACCAUUUUGACAGACCGGUUAGCCAGGAGAUGUAGUGCUAGAGAGAACACCCUUCUGGGUCAUGUAAAUAAGCUCUCUAAUCUCCCUUUCCUCCCAAACCCCAUUAAGGACCUGCAACUUGUAGUCAAAUUACAUAUGCAGCUUAUCAUGCAUAUAAUCUUGCAAACUUUCACUCAUGAUGAGGUGAGCCUGUGUGUCGAGUCUGCAAAAUUUUGAUGCUGAACUGGCACUGAGGCUAUUAACUUUUGUUGAUUUUUCACCUGGAAUGUGGCUGGUAUUUUUUUAACUACUGCCAAUAUUUUUCUGCAUUAUUGAACAUGGUUGAUUUGAGACCAUUCUGGCUGUGAUGAAGCAGGCACACUAAGCCAAGCACUUGGUCAUUGUGAACAAUAAAACCAAGUCUACAUAGACAGCUUGUAAAUUGCACUGGUUGGUAGUUGGCAGCCUGCCCACAGGGCUACACAAUCAAGUUUCCUGUAUGCAGGCCACAUUCUUUCGAAUCUCUUAUCUAUUCAUGCCAUUUUUUUCCCUUGUCGUCCACUGUUGUGAAGGUGCCUACAGAUGAGCAUUAGCCAUUGAGCUUGCUCAGUGAGCAUUCUAAAGCAUGCGACCUGAUAACUAUUCUGCAAUUAUUGCUGUCACAACGAAUAUAUGAUGUCUUGAUAGAAUGCACUUUGUGUUACUCCCAUGUCCUGUAUUAUGAGUGAGAGAAGUUGAUGCAGGAACCUCAUUUAUUAGUGCUCUCAUAGCGCAUUUAAGUGUUUUAACUCUGAUAACCUAUCAUGCAUGUCAUUGGCCUUAUGUAGUUACCAAAAAAAGCUAGCAAAUAAAAGGAUAAGAGCACAGGAAAUAGAAAUGUAGACAGGACAGCACCCAACAUUUACCGUUAAGAAAAUAGUCAUUCGAAAAUUGAGAUAUUCAUUUACUGUCUUGCCAUGAAACCGCAUGCUUGUUGCGGAGAGCAAACCUGCGCAUGGUUGUUUCAGUAAAUGGCUGUUUGAAAAAUCUUAAUGUUUGUCACUGCUAGCUUGUUGGCAUUCUGCUUCUUGUGCUCUUAUUUCCUUUUCAGGUCUUGUUUUCUUGUGUUUCUCUGCAGUCAUGUAUGAGGUUGUCCACUUCUCAUUGCUUGCUGUGGUCUUUCUGGUUGUCCAGUGAAUCCCUCCUAGUCAUGGCUAUUAGUCUUUUUUUUAUCAGCUUUUAUAUUAUUUAACUCUUAUACCUUUUUGAUGGCUUGUACUAAUUAAUGAAUUUUAUGCUACCUUGCUUUAUCUUAUCUGCAUUAGAUGUUCGAAAACCCCUGUUCCAGUUAAUGAUGAAGUUUGAAUGGAAAGUUUCAUAUGGAAUGUUUGGCUGCAUCAUUUUGCUAUUUGUGCUCUACCACAAGCUUAAAUGAGGCUUUUUGUUGAACAAAUAUAUUUCAUGUUCCAGAAUAGAUAUUCAAAUUUCGUUGCAUAUAACAUGAAUGAACAAAUCUGUUGCCAAGUGUAAAAAGUAUCAUUAAUUUUUAUCAAAGUAUUUUUGUCUAAACUAAACUGGUGCAUAAGGGCUCCUUCUUACUGUGCUCCAAUGUUGGAGGGAAAAAAAAAGUUUGCUCACCUGGCUGUUAGGUGCAGCUGACACAAUCUGUGGCUUUAGAAUUGUAUUGUGACAUCAGAAGCAGAUUGGUGCUAUUGUUGCUCACAAGUCCAUCAUUGAAAUGAACACAGACCUAGCCAAAAAAAAGUCUGCAAUGGUGAGAAUUGUGUUUGCCAUUGUGGCUGUUUAUUUGCCUUGGGUGUUGCCCUCUAGCCACAACUGUACAGUACCAAAAGCUUUGCUGGCCAGCCACCACUAGAUGAGUGCUGAUCAUAGUUAAAGGAGUACUGGCAUGACAUUUUCAACUUGUCAUUUUCUUGCAUUAAGUGAAAGUCUAAGCCCUAGAAGAAGUAAUGGUAAGUGUUGGAGCACUCUAAAUAAUUUACUAUUAUAAUUGUCUUUAUAAAAUAGUUCUGCUACCCAGGAGGUGGAAGUGUCAUGAUACACUGACUUGCUUCAUUCUUGCAAUCGCUGCAGCUGCCACACAAGAGUGCAGCCAGAAGAAACAGGCACAGCACUAGAACGACAUCGUGACACCUAGCCUUAUUGCUACGCGAUGUCGGCAAAUUUAGCUGUGCCAUAACGUCACAAUUUCGAUGACACCCGGUCUAGCAUUUCGAGAUCAACUUUGGUACUUGUUUCCAGGCGUUCAUACUUUCCAUCACCCUUUUACAUGUGAGAAGUAUAUGGUACAGUUUCUACAACUCUGAAAAUGUGCCAGUACUCCUUUAACCAGAAAAUAGCAACCCUCCUCAGCACUUUCUUUUGCAUCAUCUAUAUGAACUGGUUCUUGCCGAGUGUGGCUUCUGCUGCUGCAAGUGACUGAUAUUACGAUUGAGCCGGUGAAAUUUGCAACUCCCCUUAGUGUAGGCACUUGUUGUGUGAUGUACCUGAUCUACUCUUUUGCUGUAGCCAUUGCCGCAGUGUGUAGGUAAGCCUGUAUUGGCCCACCGACUCCAUCAAAGGUGCUGUGCAACCAGCCCUUCUUUCGGGUGUCAUGCAGUGCCUGUACUAAUGCUGUUUCGCACUCCAGAGGGAUCACAUUUAGCUUGCCUGCCGCAAGUGUACCUGCUCUACUUCUUCAUUACUGGCUUGACUUUUUUUUUAAGGGUGAACACUACAGCAAUUCUGCUUUCUUGACGUUGCACCCUUCUUGCACGACCAUUUUGUAGUGCACAUUGCAGAUAGUCCUGUGCACCUGCUGGAGGUUUGCAGUUUUACUCCUGUGUGUCGGCCUGCGGAGAGUCUUGCAAAGAAAUUUUCAAUGUAACAUGUCCGAGGAAGCAUGUGAAUUUUCCUUUCCCCUCUCUCUAUAACAAUUACAGCAGUCAAAACUCAACCUGUGAAUGCCACAAGCUGCUGGUUGCAUUUUUGUGCUGCAUAAGGUACAUCCUGAUAGUGUCCAAUUGCACAGCUUUGAGAUCACCCCUGUAUACCUGACGUUCAUUCUCAAGGUGCCAUUGGCAUUGACAAUACACUUUUUCUGUAUAUAUGCACACAUAGAUGUUUAGCUAUUGUAUUGUGACAACUAUUUUGUGCUAGAAAAAGAUCAUAUUCACUGAAGCAUUGCUUGAGCAAAAAGGUUACCAGUGAUGUUAGUUAGGUUAUCCACAUAAAGAAAAAGGCUAGUGGAUUGAUGUUCCACUAAGAAAAUGCAGGUUGCCAUUAUUUGUCUAUUUUCUUGGCACAAUUUCCUACAAUGAAUAAUAUGUCUCAAAGACACACCAACAUACUGCACUCUUGUGCAAGCCUUGCCUGUAAUCUUGGCGAUAUUGUUAAAUGCGUACUAUGUUAUAUGUUCUUUUACAUGGUUUGAGUGCUUGUAUGUCUGUUAAUUUAUCUUCAAAGGGUAGUCCUGUUUUAUCUUUUCUACGAGAUCUUUUUUUGGUAGUGAUGGUGUUUUAUGAUCAAUGAGUGAACAAUCACCUAGAAUUUUUAAAAGUAUGAAAAGGCAUGUUUUGUCACAUUUAAAUCUUUUGUAGCAUUUCGUGAAGUCCAAAAAAAAAAAGAAAAUCAUUAGGAAGAUAGAGCAAUGUGCUAUUUCUUUUAGCCUCAACACAGUAUAAUUAUUCUGUAACAGCAGGUCAUAAGUGAGACAAGUCCCAACUAAUUCUUUGAACAAUGCUGUUACAUGUGUGGUUAAAGCAGUACCGACGUAACAUUUUCAACUUUUCAUUUCUUGCAUGAAGGUGCUGGAAUUCGAAAGCCUAGAAAACAUACUGGCGAGCCUUGGAGUGCUCCAAAUAAUUUACUAUAAUAACUUUCUACAAACACAGUUUUGUUGUCUCCCAGGAGGUAUGUGUGAUGACACAGAAGGUGGCCACAUGCGAGCUGGACAUUGCAAAAUUUGGCACUCGCUUCAGCUCGCUCAGUUGUCUGUUUAUUAAAAAAUGAAAAGUUGAAAAUGUUACGUCAGUACAUUAUGAUUUAUCAGAACUGGGGCAAAAAUUUGGACGAAUUUUUAAAAACCAAUUGAGGUGUCUCAAUCAUCCCAAUGUAUGGAGGACAUCAUUCAUAUGCUCUAACCAAGAGCCGUCCAGGAGAUUCAUAUUUUUUCUAGCCUGUCAGGUGAUGUACGUGCCAAAUGCGUCAUGUGGUUACUGUGCCAACAUAUAUUAGAGCAUGCAUGUGUGUAUACAGAGCUAUUGCAGGGACAAGAGGGCACAUCUCAUUAGCUCGAGCCAAUGUAUGCUUUGUUUGUGCCUGUUUCAGUGCCGUUUGCCUGUUCUGUUAUUCAGCACUUGCACUGAGUAAGUCUAAAGUCAGAAGGCUCGCACAAUGUGUGUAUGCUUCAUUAAACACAGGUGUCAUAAGAGCAUUUUGAUCUAUGUAUAAAGCAGAUAAGUUCAAUAUCUAUAUUGAUUUUGUACUAUAAUGCUCCCAAAUCAAUGCUGAACAUGUAGAUACUGAUUGCUAUGUUAUUUGUUUUGAGCUUGUUUUGGCAACCUGAAUUUAUCCCCAUGAAAUAUUGCCACUGCAAUUCACAAUUUAUUGUUGUAUUGUUUUUGUUAAAGUAAUAAAAUAUUUUUUUUCUACA
This is a messenger RNA of Dermacentor albipictus, 8889 nucleotides long. It is a transcript of the gene Vav, whose product is annotated as Vav guanine nucleotide exchange factor. Gene Ontology annotation, biological process: intracellular signal transduction; cell migration; regulation of GTPase activity. Lineage: Eukaryota; Metazoa; Arthropoda; Arachnida; Ixodida; Ixodidae. The record is from RefSeq and is a predicted model, not a curated record. Gene Ontology annotation, cellular component: cytoplasm. Gene Ontology annotation, molecular function: protein binding; guanyl-nucleotide exchange factor activity.